GAUGGCUAUGACGGAAACAUCGAGGUUCAGCGCGAAUGGCGUGCAUGGCGCUAAGCCGCUCUCGAUGCCUCUUUCGCUGACCUCAUCGAUUUUAGCUGGUGCUUUGCGACAAAUCGUAUGAUCACGCAGUGAGCCGCAGCACCUUCACGCACACGACAGCUGUACUAUCCUGGGUAGUAAAGUAACGCUCACCGAUGUGCGCUUUGCAUUCGCACGUCUUUGGUUGAAUCUACGAAAUCUCUAGUUAUCUCGCGCAGCUGCCUUCAACAUGGGCGGAAGGCUAUCAACACCAAAAGGAGCUGAUGGCAUGAACGAGAGCUCAAAACCACACUCGAAUAAUGCACCUGCCCGCCUCUCGCGGGGUGGUGGUAUAAUCAAUGGCCGGACGAUCAUGGCACCGUUAGCUGCUCUCACCAUGGCCGGCUUACUCUUCGUCUACGCAAGGACAUCGAUUCGUGCCGCUAAGCUAAACGCUCAGAAACACAGAGAAGCAGAUGGAGGACAAAUCAGCUGGCACAAAGAAAGCUUGAGGCGGCAUGGCCAACUCGAGCGGGUGGAUAAUGACCGCAAUACUCUGAAAGAGGCGCUUGUUGGCAGCUUCACCAGUGACAAGAAGAAGAAGGGCGUGGAUACGCAGGAUAAGCUGCGUACAGAGUACUCCAAGGACGAGGAGGAGCUGCGCAGGAUCGUAGGCAAGAAGGACUGAUUUUAGGAGUACGUCUUCGGCGACAGUGAUCCACAAAAUAGCUUUGCAUGUUUUUGGCGUUCAGGUUGAGCAUACGUGGCUACAUUCAGCGCGGUGCUGAGGGUGACAGAAGUGAGCAAUAGCACUAUGUGCAGUGGGACUCGCUUUGUACCAGACGUGCAACUAUGAUCAUGUGUAUAUGGCAU
Messenger RNA from Boeremia exigua, 891 nucleotides. RefSeq lists its product as uncharacterized. NCBI's taxonomy places the organism in Eukaryota, Fungi, Ascomycota, Dothideomycetes, Pleosporales, Didymellaceae. The record is from RefSeq and is a predicted model, not a curated record. Bases 269 to 706 code for a protein of 145 amino acids. The transcript is spliced from 2 exons.